AUGGACACCAGAUUUCACCAGGAUGGAGCAAAAGGGCGAAGGAGGAGACUUCCCCACACCACGGUGCAGAGGCUCCUGAGCUGGGGACUGCCCACAUCCUGCAGCCGAUUCCUGUGGCGCCAACCAGGCGAGUUUCCGGUCACUGCUGUCCUGCUGGGGGCAGGCACCGGGGGACUCCUGGCCAUAGGUCUCUUUCAGCUCCUGGUGAACCCUAUGAACAUCUAUGAAGAUCAGAAGAUGAUGAUGUUGUACAGCUUGGUGGGCUCUGGGGCCGUGGGCUGGGGGACGUCCCCUCACAUUCGUUGUGCCAGCCUCCUGCUAGUACCCAAAAUGCUGGGCAAAGAGGGCAGAUUCUUUGUGCUGGGAUACGCCUUGGCUGCCAUCUAUGAGGGACCGGUGGCCAACCUGCGACACAACCUCAACGAGGUGGUAGCAUCUCUGGGCUGCACGGUGGAACUGCAGCUCAACAACACCCGCAAAGCCUGGCGCGUCUCCAUAGCUCCCCUGCGCGCCGUGUUCCAGGACCUGCUGGGUAGCAAAAAAUCACUGAGAGCUGAGACUCAUAACAUCUCCAACUCCUUCGAGGACCUGGACGCCCAGGUGAAUGGUGACACUGGCUACACACCUGAGGAUGCCACAGGCUUGGAGGAGGAGACAGCCCAGCAGGUGAGGACCCACCAAGCCAAGGCCUCCAGAUACCGCGUCUCCACACAGAAGAUGUAUGAGCUGAAGACCAAGCUUCGUUGCUCCAACGUGGUGAACAAGGCCAUACUCAGCUGCCGCCGCUGGUUUGACAAAAAGCAUGAGCAGUGCAUGCAGCGCAUCUGGGUCCCACUCCUCAACCACUUGCUCUGCCUGCCCAUGAAGUUCAAGUUUUUCUGUGGCAUUGCUAAGGCAAUGGAAGUUUGGUGCCGCAGUCGCAUCCCAGUGGAAGGCAACUUUGGGCAGACCUACGACUCUGUCAACCAGUCUAUUCAUGGCCUGGAUGGGGAAUUUUCAGCCACAAUUGACCUCAAGGAAGAGAAGCAGGCUGGGCUACUGGGCCUCAACACCAGCUGGGAACACAUGAGCACCGAGGUGCAGGAUUAUGUGAGACAACAGGAGGCCAAGCUGGAGUGGGCCUUGGGGCUGCUGCACGUACUGCUGUCCUGCACCUUCCUGCUCGUCCUUCAUGCGUCAUUCUCCUACAUGGACAGCUAUAAUGGGGACAUUCGCUUUGACAACAUCUACAUCAGCACCUAUUUCUGUCAGAUUGAUGAACGCAGGAAGAAGCUGGGCAAACGGACUCUGUUGCCACUUCGCAAAGCUGAAAAGAAAACCGUCAUCUUCCCCUAUGACCCCUCUAUCCAGGCCUCAGAAAUGAAAAAUGUGAUUAAGGAGAUGAUGGAGACACUGCCUGUUCUGCUGCUGCUGGUGGUGCUGUGUGGACUGGACUGGGCUCUCUACUCCAUCUUCGACACCAUCCGCCGCCACUCCUUCCUGCAGUACUCCUUCCGCAGCAGUCAUAAAUUGGAGGUGAAAGUUGGGGGAGACUCCAUGCUUGCCCGGCUUCUUCGGAAAACCAUUGGGGCCCUGAACACUUCCUCAGAGACAGUGGUGGGAUCAAACAACGUGCCCUGUCUGCCUCAGCCCGUGUGUCUGAAUGCCACAGCCUAUUUGAGGGCUGGGCUACCCACUGCUCUGCUAGUGUGUCUCUGCCUGCUCCAGGCUUUCGCCUACCGGCUCCGGAGGGUCAUCGCAGCCUUCUACUUCCCCAAGCGAGAGAAGAAGAGGAUCCUGUUUCUCUACAAUGAGCUCCUGAGGAAAAGAGCAGCCUUCACCCAACUGAGGAGGGCGGCCAUUGUGAGGCAGGCACGAGAGCAGAGGGCCCGGCUCCACCACCUGGUGGACAUCCUGCACCGCCGCUGCCCCUUCUUGCGCCCCUGGCUGCGCCGGCGCUGUGUGGUGUGCCAGGCACCGGAGACGCCCGAGUCCUACGUGUGCCUGACUCCGGACUGCGAGGCCGUGUACUGCAGGUCGUGCUGGGACGACAUGAGACAGCGGUGCCCGGUCUGCACACCCCGAGAGGAGCUCUCCUCCUCCGCCUACAGCGACAGCAACGAUGACGCUACCUACGCAGAGUGA
Messenger RNA from Molossus molossus (Pallas's mastiff bat), 2124 nucleotides. It is a transcript of the gene DCST1, whose product is annotated as DC-STAMP domain containing 1. The record is from RefSeq and is a predicted model, not a curated record. NCBI's taxonomy places the organism in Eukaryota, Metazoa, Chordata, Mammalia, Chiroptera, Molossidae. Gene Ontology annotation, cellular component: membrane. The coding region runs from base 1 to 2124 and encodes 707 amino acids. The transcript has 16 exons.